UCAAACUCACCAGCACUAUCAACCACUAUGUUACACGAAGUCGUCGCCGUAGCGUUUCUCGUCGCCACAGGGUCGGUCUCGGCAUCACCGACCCUUAAGGCCGGCUGCACAGUAAGCAACUACGAUGACGUGGCAGGCGCCGUAUCCAGCUGCACCGAAAUCGUCAUCAAAGACAUGACGGUUCCUGCGGGAAAAGCCCUCGACAUGAGCCUCAAAUCCGGCACCAAGCUGACGUUCCAGGGAAAAAUCUCGUUCGCCAAGUCCAACUGGGAAGGGCCCCUGAUCCAGAUAAAGGGCAGCAAGCUGACGGUUCAGGGCGCGUCCGGACACGUUCUGGACGGCCAGGGUCAGCUUUACUGGGACGGUAAGGGCAGCUCGGGAACGAAGAAGCCCAAAUUUUUCCGCAUCAAGGCGACCGGAGGGUCCGUGUUCAAAGACAUCAACCUCCUCAACUGCCCGGUCCAGUGCGUGUCGAUCAAUUCGGCAAGCGACCUCACGGUGUCCGGGUUUAACAUCGACGUGUCCGCCGGAGACUCGGGAGAUUUGGGUCACAAUACCGACGGUUUCGACAUUUCUUCUUCGAACAACAUCGUUGUCAAGGAUUCGGUCGUGAAAAAUCAGGACGACUGCGUAGCCGUCAACCAGGGUUCCAACAUGGUGUUCCAGAACUUGGAUUGUUCCGGGGGCCACGGCUUGAGCCUGUCCGUAGGGUUCGACGACAACGACGCGUCGAAAAACACAGUGAAAAACGUAACCUUCACGGAUUCGUCAGUCAAAAACUCCCGCAACGGCAUACACGUUAAAACCCAUUCCGAUUCCGGACCCGGAUUGAUCCAGGACGUCACUUACAAGAACAUCAAGCUGUCGAAUAUCGAGCGGUAUGGCAUCAACGUGCAGGAAGAUUACGAAGACGGAUCUUCUAGCGGGAACGCCAAGGGAAACAUCCCGAUCAAAAAUCUGAGAAUGAAUUCGGUGACAGGCACGAUGACGGGAUCGAACAGUAUCGCAGUUUAUAUACUGUGCGGUAGCGGAGGAUGCUCGAGCUGGAACUGGGACGGCGUGAACAUCACCGGCAACAAAAAGUCCAAUUCUUGUAAUUUCUCAGUCACCGGGUUCAAAUGUUAGUUAAUAUUAAGUUUAUAUAUAAUAGUACCAUGUGACCUAAAUAAAUGGCAUUUUAUUUC
Messenger RNA from Cylas formicarius (sweet potato weevil), 1184 nucleotides. RefSeq names its product polygalacturonase-like. The transcript is spliced from 3 exons. The record is from RefSeq and is a predicted model, not a curated record. Gene Ontology annotation, biological process: pectin catabolic process. The coding region runs from base 28 to 1125 and encodes 365 amino acids. Gene Ontology annotation, molecular function: polygalacturonase activity. Gene Ontology annotation, cellular component: extracellular region. Lineage: Eukaryota; Metazoa; Arthropoda; Insecta; Coleoptera; Brentidae.